GUUAUUAUGUUUGUAAUCUCCUCAGCUUCUCACAUUUGUCACUUCUCCGCUUAGCAUCUUCUUCAUCUAUCAUUGUCCUUUCCCCAUUACUUUGUUUUUAAUUUAAUAUUUAAUUUCCUUCCCUUUGUUUAAUGUCAAGUAUUAAUCAAUGGCUUCCAUUAAUUUGUUCCACCUUUAUUUCGACCACUCUUGUCUUCUUGUUUUAUCCCCUUCUGCUGUAUUUCUUAAGGUUUCAAUGUUAUAUCCAAAUUUCAACGUUGAUCACUUCUUCUAGUAGUCUCAAAACAGAGCUUGGCUUUUACCGACUUGCAUGUAUCUUGACGAACAAGAAACUGAUAGAAGGUAAAUGUGAGGUGAAAAGAUAAAGAGUAAAAUGGCAAUGUCAUUGGAAGACCUUUUGGCUGAGGAAGGUUUCAAGAGGAGGAAAGACAAAAUGAAGGCCAGAGCUUCCUUUGCUUUGGAACGGAGAAGUGGCCCUCUUUACAUGGAACAGGAAAGGCAUGUAUCUGGUUCUCUGCUGGCUGUGAGGAGAACUGAGAGGACGAGAUCUGAUAUACCUCGUUCCGAUUUUAAAGCAGAAUUCUCAACAAGUGGCAGCUUUUCAGUGAGGAAGCCAAGGGACAAUCUUAGCAGGGAUAGAGGAAUUGUUAUGAAUGAUGGAAGAAGAAGCCAUGGAGAUUUACUGGAUGCAAAGAGAUUCAGCACUAGUACAGAGAUAACCGAGGUGAUUCGGAGUGAUGGGAUAGUUGAGGAGGGAAUUGACAGGUCUUAUAAAGACAUAUACUCGAAUAAAGUUUAUGGUCACAUCAAACAUGAAGGGAAUGAUUCAGCUCCUUUGAAUGGUAUAGUGAUGGAAAACAAGAAAGAUAAGAACAACUCCUUUAAGCAUACUUAUCCUCAUGCUGAUCACCGGAGUUACAGGGAUACUAAUCCAAGAAGCGUCAGACGACCUCAGAGCUCCGAAAGAAGAUCAUCAAACAAAGUUGUUGAAAUUAGUGGCAACAAAUUUGAUGAAAGUAGAAGCAUAAGACAAAACAAGCUUGACGAGGUUCAAGCUGCCCCUGCUCUUGAUGAAGCCGCCGUUAAAGCAAUCAUUUCCAUCUUCAGUGGGCAUGCCAAGCGGUUUCUUGACGAUGAGGAUUUCAGGACAUCUCUUCAUCAUAGUACUUUUGCUUCCCUCAAUUUGAUCGGAGUUGAUGAGAGCCUGAGCACUGAGAGCAAAGUCGUGGAAAAUCUCGAAGAAGCUAUAGAGACCAUUGAAAAAGCUGCAGAGGAGGAGAGUGCAAACUUGAAGGAAUUGAAAAGGGCAUCACUACAGCUUAGUGUGAUCGCGGGAUUAAACUCGAGUGAUAUCAGGGAUGGAUUCACAUCUGGAGUUCCUAAUCUAAGGCUGUCAGCUUGUGCUCAUCUCUAUCUCAGUGUAAUAUAUAUGCUGCAAAGAAAAGAUAAGGUUGCAGCAAAGCAUCUUGUUCAAGUAUUCUGCGACUCCCCAUUCCAGGCGCGGACACUCUUGCUGCCUGAUUUGUGGGACCAUGUAUUUCUUCCUCAUCUCUUGCAUUUGAAGGAAUGGUAUGAUAAGGAAACUUACGCGGUGCCAGAUUCCCCUGUUUUGAUGAAUCCGAAGCUUCGGGACAAAGCUUAUAGCAAAAGUCUGGAUUCAGGAACCUAUCAAUUUGCAAUGUACUAUAAAGAUUGGAUGAUAGAUGGGGUCGGAGAACCUGCAGUCCCUGUUAUCAGAGUUCCUUCUUUCUCUGUUCAGUUGAUGCUAAGGGGAGGCUUGCUCGGCCAUACGAGUAGUCCUGCUAGUCACGUCUCGCCUCAGCCAAUGGUCAGUAAAGAACUGUACAAUGAAGUGUUUAAGCUUUCAGAUAAGCCUCGAGUCGAAUCUGAUUUUAACGAAGAAGAAAACUUUGACAGCACUGCUGCUAGAAACUCCAAUAGUCCAGCUCCAGAAGACAAACAGCUAAUUUUGUGCACUAAUGACUCGGUCAUACAAGCAAAUAAAGAAGCCGAAUCUCCCACUAAUAAUAUACCUGAAGUAGCAUGGAUAAUGCAUUCAGAGGAUUCAUCAGGAGAAGAAAAUCGUCGAGGAAAUUUACACGUAUCAUAUAAGAUUCAAGCACUACCUCCUGCAAAAGAUAACAAUCUUGUAAUCGAGAUGGAACAAACUGAAGAUUCAGAUCAUCAUUCUACACCAAGGUUCUUACCACAUCCUGAAGAUGCUUCAGACCAUGUAGUAUCGGAAAACAAACUGGAACUUUCUAUUCGAGAAUUGCAGGAGAACUAUGAAUACUUCACUGGAAAACCUGUUCGGUGUAGCAUCCCAAAAGAUUUUGUUUGCCCCUUGACGGGGCUUCUUUUUAAAAAUCCGGUGACUCUCGAGACUGGUGAAACUUUCGAGCAUGAAGCUAUAGCAGACUGGUUUAGUACUAAAGGAUGCUUCACGUGUCCCGUCACUGGAAAAACAUUACAAUAUGAGGCUGUCCCACCUACAAAUCUCAUUCUGAAGCGUAUUAUUGAUAAAUGGAAGACAGAUCAUAUUGAACCUCUCUUGGCUUUACUCUCGCAAGUAACAUCGGGUUCCGAUGGAGUUAUAGAAGUAGACUAUAACACGGUCAUUUGCAUCUUAGGGGAACUGCUCCAAGUUAUGAGUAAGGAGGAGAGAAUAAUACAUACUAGACGAGUUAUAUCUCUGGGCGGCCUGCAGCUUCUGUCAAUAAGAUUUGACACUUCCGAUGCUGAGGAGAAAAUGUUUAUCUUAGCACUGCUGUGCUCUUGCAUUGACGCUGAUGCAGACUGCAGGAAUUGGAUUGCUAGAAACAUAAACAAAUCGAACUUGCUGGAAGUGCUUCAGAGUGAAGAGCUAGAAUCUAGAAAAAAUGCUGUGUUACUUCUGGCCAAACUAGUUUGUUUUAACAGGAGGAGCAGAGCAAAAUGCUUUUUGGAAGGCCUAGGUGAUGAAGAGUUACUAAAUGCAAUGGACCAUUUGAACAUGUAUCUUCAGACAUGCCCUCUGGAACAGACACCGUUAGUCGCUAUUCUGAUUCUGCAUCUCGAUCUGCUGUCAGGAAUACAUACCAGCAACAUAUAUCGACAGAAGGCUGUUGAUGCCCUCUCCACGGCUCUGAUAAGAAGCUUAACAGACGAUGAAAAAAUUCAGAAGAAGUGUUGUAGAGCUCUCCUUAUCCUUGGAGGCUUCUUCUCCUCAUCCGGGAAACUUAUGACGGAGGAUUGGAUCCUAAAACUAGCUGGUUUUCUCAAUGGUCCGGAUUGGGAUGUUGCUGACGAUCAUACAACAGUUGAUGGGGUAACAACGGUUGAUUCUGUGAGCGAAGAUGAUGAAGAAGAAGCUGCGAGGGAGAAAUGGUUAAAAAGUUUGUCAGCUUCACUGCUCGGGGAUGGGAAGAAGUCGUUCUUGGAGGCUGUUUCCAAGUGCCUGAGCUUAGGGAAGUCGGGUUUGGUGAGGGUGUGUCUGACAACAGUGGCAUGGUUGAGCUUCUCGCUCGCUUCAUUACACGACACGAAAUAUCAGCUUUCCGCCUUCUCUGCUCUAAUAUCUCCACUCAAGCAGUACCUGGAAUAUGGGGUGCUAGUGGAGCAGAGGAUUCUCGCUUCUCUUUCUCUACUUAAUUUCAGUACAAUUCCAGAAUGCCGGAUAUUGCUGAUGAAGAUCGCGGAUGAGAUCGGGCCUUGUUUAGAUGACCUAGCAGAGGUAACAUGGACAGCUACAGAGCUAUAUGCCAUCAUUUACGGGCAAAGGAGGUAGAAGCUAUUACUGAAAAUAAAUAAGCUUCUUUGCUUUCAUGUAUAUGUGCGUUACUUGUGCAAUUUUUCAGUAGUCAUAACUGUCUUUUAGCAUCUUCUCGAGGAAAUAUAUAUACUGCUUUUGAAUGUAGUUAUGCAUAUCGCUCUCCAUUAUUCAAAACAUCUUAAAUCAAUGGAAACUUGCAAACUUCC
Molecule: messenger RNA, 3957 nt
Organism: Salvia miltiorrhiza (redroot sage)
Lineage: Eukaryota; Viridiplantae; Streptophyta; Magnoliopsida; Lamiales; Lamiaceae
Product: putative E3 ubiquitin-protein ligase LIN-1
Exons: 9
Coding region: 374-3766 (1130 amino acids)
Biological process (GO): protein ubiquitination
Molecular function (GO): ubiquitin-protein transferase activity
Source: RefSeq, a predicted model, not a curated record